Messenger RNA from Wasmannia auropunctata (little fire ant), 9800 nucleotides. RefSeq lists its product as uncharacterized. The record is from RefSeq and is a predicted model, not a curated record. Gene Ontology annotation, biological process: regulation of transcription by RNA polymerase II. The transcript has 8 exons. Gene Ontology annotation, cellular component: nucleus. Bases 2481 to 9017 code for a protein of 2178 amino acids. Lineage: Eukaryota; Metazoa; Arthropoda; Insecta; Hymenoptera; Formicidae. Gene Ontology annotation, molecular function: DNA-binding transcription factor activity, RNA polymerase II-specific; RNA polymerase II cis-regulatory region sequence-specific DNA binding.
CGGAGCCAGCCAGCUACACGGGACCCGCCAGUUACGCAACAAUAACAACGCCGUGAGGAGGUGCGUAGCGUCGUGCGGCGCGCGACACCGCAACGCGACACCGUGGAUCGUGCGUAGUGUGUCGACCGUUUGCGUUCGCGGGGAAAAUCACUUGUUGACAACAACGAGGGUGAAAACGGGGCGACCCGCACGGAUCACGGAGGGUGAGACGCGGAGUUGAUCGUCGUCGAAGAAAAGUCGACUUUCGCGCGCAAAUAUCAACUUGUGGCAGGGGAUUGACGGGAGCAGUUGACUCCCGAAAUCGCGAGCGCCGGGAGAAUUCACAGACAAUCGAGCGCGAUCGACAGUAACGAGUGACGUGUGUGAGAAGGUGUGAGAAAAGGAAGUGAGAAACGUGUAGGAAGUGUUGCGGAGCCGAGUAAAAGAGUUGAAAGACUGCGUGAUCUUUGGAGAACGAGAGACACCAUAACGGGCGCGCGACGUCGUCGAGAGUGGAGGAUUCGCGCGGUGCUCAGAAAAGAGGGAAUUCCGAUCGAUCGCGCGAUCGAGAGCGGGAAAGCGUGACUUCAACGCCGGUCGUUGCACGAGGGAAACGCGUGUAACCCGAAGCGCUCGACUACUAUUGGCGGGAAGAAACCUUCCGAGUAUCGAAGCGAUCGCGAAGCCGGGGGACUCGCGAAUGGUUACACUCGGAUGGAGAACAUGCGGAAGUGCCGAUCGGCGCGGUAGAUCGGUGAGGAGCGUCGGACCACACCGGAUCGGCAUUCACCUCCUCUCUGCCGAUCGAUGAAUGGAGCAGCAGUGUGACGUGUUUAUCACGCGGCGGCGGAGUACGAGAGAGCGGGCCACGCGGACGGCGAGAGGUGCGCCGAUCGAUCGUAGAUCAUCGUGAGGCAGGAGCGAGCCGGGACAUUGGGAUAACACCGAGCGUGUAAAUCGCAAGUCGAGGCGAAAGUGCAGUUGGCUGAAAGCUUGGAAUCGAGCGUCAAACGGGUCGCUGUCGAUCGUACACUGGUACACGAUCUCUGGCGUAUAGUAAACGAGGUCGCGGCGUCGAUAGAUCGGCCGGAGAAUCCGCUACCGAUCUCUCUCUCGAGAGAGAGAGAAGGAGGGAAAAAGAGGAGAACGCGCGGGUUGUCCCCGCUUGCCGCUCGCGGCGACGCGUUUAGGCGCCAAUGACGUCACCGUGCGAGUGAGACCGCCGUCGGGGGAAUUCGCGGUCGGAGUUUCUCGCCGCGCGCGCGGUACGUUUACGCGUCCCCGACACGACGCGACGCGACACGACGCGACGCUCCGGCAGUGCCGCGAUCGCCGGCGAUGGUAGCAGCGGUGAUGAUAGUAGUGGUGACCGCGCGGUAGUAGCGGAGUGCUGGUGUACGCUCGGCCGUGUGGUGUCUUGCUCUUCGCCGUCGUCGUUGUCGUCGUCGUCGUCGUCGUCGUCGUGCCGUGCCGUGCCUCGCGGUGGGGGCAAGGAUACCCCCGUGGAAUCCGCGGUGCGCGGGUGGCCGAUUACACUUUUCUACGUAUGUCGCUCGUCGGCAGGCAAUGACUAACCGCGCGCGGCCGAUUGCGUUAACGAGAGAUAUCAUAUCCGUCGGCUCGGAGCUGCCGAUUCGGUGCUAUCGCACCGUUGUCGUUAUCGCCGUCAGCGCCGGUCAGACGGGAUUUGCAUAGCAAACAGAUUGACGCGCUCGUAGUAAGUGGAUAACGAGAAGCGAGAAAUCGCGCGUGUACACCGUAUAUAGCGCGAGAUCGCGCGGGUACUGUGUGCGUGCGUAUGUGUGUGUGAAUAUCGUUCAGUGCGUGCAUGCGUGCGUGCAUGCGUACGUAUGACUGGCUCGCGGUGCCGGCAGGAGGGAGAGAGAGAGAGAGAGAAAGAGAUAGAGGAUACGACGGACGAGGCAAGUGCGGAGCUUAAAAUAGAAGAGUGACUUCGGCUUAAGUACGCGGCGGGAGGACGGAGUAAAACGAAUCGGAGAAGAGACGGGUGGAUGUUGUGCUCACUUUUUCCCCACCUCCGCGUUUCUGUGAUACGUUCGAAUUCUACGUUUCUCCGUGGGUGAAAGAGGAAACAACGGGAGAGGACGACGAGAGAAUACACAUACACACAACACGUAUAUAAAUAUCUCGCGUGAAGUGCGUGUUUCUUCUGUGAUAAUUCUUAUAGUGCGUAUUGUAGUGGUGGAACGCGAGAGAGGGUGACCGUGUCUCACGCGCGCGAUUCUUCUCUUUUUUUUCGCCGGUGUCGUUGGGGAAAAAAAAAGAGAGAGAGAGGAUCCGUCGAUCUUCGGCGAGGCAGAGAGAUCGGCGCUUCCAGCAAGCGAGCGCUCGCCCAUCGGAAAGGAGGCGUCGGCUCGCUCUCUGUCCCACGCGAUGGAUCGUGACUCGCGUUCGUAUUCCUGCGGAGGCUGCGAGAGGACCGCCGCCGAGGGCCGAGCUAUGCCGAUGGAGUAACAAGUGAGCGGCGAAGCGGCGUUGCCAUGACGACAGAGACCCAUACUGUGGCGAUGACAGACCCACAGCUGACCAAUAACAAUAACAACAACAAUAACAACAACAACAACAAUGAUGGCGAGCCAAAGUACCUGCACAAGAAGUUCAAGAAGAUGGCGACGACUGAAGUUGCGCCGAAAGUCGUCGAGAAGGAGGGCACGGCAAACAACGUCGACUCUGACGAGACAUCCAAGCGAAAAGAUGAUGACAGGGAUGGCAAGGAGUCGUCGAAGGAACUUGGCAACAAACUCGAACCUUCCCCGGAGCCGGCAGGGGGAGUCGAGCCUACCGCCGAGUCCCGGAAGAGCGGUUAUGCAUGCCCCUACUGCCCGAUGACAUGGACCAAGCCGAGUGUCCUUCAAAAGCACAUCAGGGCGCACACGAACGAACGGCCGUAUCCAUGCGUGCCCUGCGGAAUCUCCUUCAAGACCAAAUCGAAUCUGUACAAGCACUGCAGGUCGCGCUCUCAUGCGCACAAGAUGGAGAAAGGAGAAAAGGUGUCCGAAGAUUCCGACAUAAGUUUGUCGGAUAGCGCCAGUAACGGCACUGGUACACCACCGCCGCCGCCAACUUCAACGCCAACCACGACGGCAACGACGACGGUACCCACUACUGUAGUAAAGACCGUGAAAACCGGCAAGAUUUACAAGCCAAAGUUUCAAGCCCGAACGGCCCUGCAGUGCGUGAACAGUGACACCGAAACGUCUUCCUUAUCACCCAGUUCUUCUAACAGUUCCUCCUUGUCUUCCUCCACAACCAUCUCCACUUCCAACUCUGUUAAACCGAACGCGGAACAGCUACAGGAGCACAUCGACAAGAUCAUCACAGACAAUCAGGCGAUCGUCGACGCAGUGGAUCCAUGUCUGCACAAACUAAUGCAUCGCCAACAGAGUCUAGUCGAGACAAAGCAGUCAUUCGAACAGCAGCCGUUGAACUUGUCUUCCGCGGAGGAGACCUUGAACAACAGAAAGCGUUGCUAUAGCGAUAGUUGUACUCAGGAAGCGAAAGACAGUGAGCUUCCGGAAAGCUCGAUCAUCAAAGAUCUCCUCUUGAAAUCUCGCGAUUCUAUGAACGGCCCGGUACCGGAGACUGUCGUGGAAAAUUUCGUCUGUCCCACUUGCAACAUCCCUUAUAACAACAUAGACAACUUAGAGGCUCAUCAAAUGUACUACUGUAAAGGUAUUGACAGUUGUCGAAAAGGAGCAGAUUAUCAUACGGACUUAGAGAAACGAGAUUCUGAUUUCGAUGUGAAAUCUGCCGAUUAUUACAGUACCUUGCAACCGUUACCCUCUCCGGGUCCUCUACUGGGUAAUACUAGACUGGUUGACGCAUACGCUCCACCUGCCAAGAAGCAAAGAACAGAAUCUGUGCCGACCAGUUUGAGAUCGCUGGAGGAGCUAAGCAAGUAUCCGCGUCCAAACUCGUUGCAGAUGUUCGGCGGUGAGGUGAGGAUCCUCGACAAUACGGGCGAGGUGACGAAAACGAUGAGAAUCGAGCCACGACAGACGAAUUCGCCCACGAACGAGCACAUAGUAAAUAGUAAGUGCAUGAACUCGGAGACGGCAUCUAUAGUGGUGAAAUCGGGACUUCAUUCUGGUGGUACCAUGAUGCAUAAACCGCCAGGCACAACGGCCAGCACAUCCAAUUCCUCCAUAUCUUUGCCCAACGCACCGAAGAUAUUGGCGCCCAUCAUACCGAACAUAUCAACUCCGAAUAUAGCGCCUACUAUGUCCUGCUAUGACUACUUAGAGUCACACCUCAACCCGCUGACGAGUAUCACUGCCUACAAUCCGUUAACUCUGCCGCAAGCUGGUAUCACGAGUAUCCUCCAUGGUGGAAAGGUGAUACCUUAUGUACCCGGUAUGCCCGGACCACAUACUCUUACCGGUACGCCGACCAUAGACAUAUCUCCGAGUAUAACGGCCGGCGAAGCUGGUUACAAAGUGAUACCGGGCCUACCGGGUCUACACAUGAUAUCUCAGCCCUUGGAUCUGGCUAGUCCGGUGAAGGUACAGCCCAGCACGGUGCCUGGCAUGCCCAGUCCGUUAUCUGGACAUGUUCCUUCCAUGCUAGAUCAGCCUCUGGAUUUGGCUAGUCCGGCGAAGGAGUCGAUGAAGAUUAGCUUCAAGACACCUAACGGCGACAGUCUGAAGAGCGGCUUGACCAGUCCCAAAGUUCCUAGCGUCAAGGUCGAGACCUCGACAGACAAGUAUCGCACGAGAAUGCCGUCAACUCUCAUCGGCGGAGAGACCGGCAAAGCGGAGCUCGAUCGUCAUAUCAAAAAUAAUACGGCCGUAAAGUACAAGGGUAUGGAGAGCCCGCGAGAGAGAAAGGAUUUUACGUAUGAUAAGAGUCCGAAGUUGGACAAGGCUUUUAGUUAUCCAAACGGCGUGGAUCCUACGAUUUCUUCGAAUUCCUACAGCAAGAUGAGGUACUCGCCCAAGACUACUUCGGAAAGCAGGAAGAGAUCGAAUUGGGGCGUCAGUGAAGUGGAUGCUGGCAGAGCAACUCCGGUCGAUAUCCACACUACAAUCUCUAAGUACGAUCUACCUGCUCACGAGAACGGUCGAUUAAAAAGUAGUGUCUCUUCGGAUGCACGUGGAUGGAUCAAGGUCGCGGACGGAUACGGCGCAUUCAACGGCGCUAAAAUGAAGGCCGACAACGCGUCAUCGGUGAUACUUGUGAACUUAGAUUCUUCCAAGACAGAAGUGCCAACGAAAACUUCCGUAGAAUUAAUUGUUAAGGACAAGCAACCCGAGGCCAAAUCGCCGAAGAGCGGCGACGUCGUUAAAGAAACAACUAAUACUAAUAAGUUCUUGAGACCCACGUCUCUGCCGUUGAAACCCGGCACGUUUACGCCGAAGAAGCAUCACGGAAUCACGCCUACGGCGAACACACUUCCUCUCAUCAGUCCGGAGACUCCGCGACCCAAGAAAUCGUACGGACAGCUAUAUCUAAAUGGGCAUGCUUACACAUAUCUGGGACUCAAGUGUUCCACCAGGGUGUUUUAUUGUACCCUGAAUCGACCGCAGCCAAUGUAUGUUACGCAGCAGCAUGGUCUGUCGAUGUAUUCCAAUUGGAAGAUAUGUAAGGAGGCACCACCAGACGUGGACAUGGCGCAUUAUGACUCUCGGCACAGACCUCUCAAUUACACGACCGCGUGGAAGAAACAAGAGGAUAUUCUAACACACUCCUCGCAAAGACCAAUCACUCCCACCAGUCCGGACAGCGGAUUGGAGAGUGACAUGCACGAAAAAACGAAGAGAGUAAAGAUAUUUGAUGGAGGUUUUGAGAGUAACGAAGAUUACACUUAUGUGCGCGGAAGAGGUCGAGGACGCUACGUCUGCGAAGAAUGCGGUAUUCGUUGUAAAAAACCAUCUAUGCUGAAGAAACAUAUCAGAACGCACACGGAUGUUAGGCCAUAUACUUGCAAGCAUUGUACCUUUAGUUUCAAAACAAAGGGUAAUCUCACGAAACACAUGAAGUCCAAGGCUCACUACAAGAAGUGCGUGGAAUUGGGCGUAGUGCCAGUCCCUACAACCGUCUGCGAUGAAAACAUCGACAAGGAGGCUAUCGCGCGAUUAACCGCUGGUGGCGGUAACCCGGAGGAUUCCUCAGAGGAGGAGGAUGAAAGUGACGGAGAUGAAAGCGAAGAGUCGGGUAGCGAGGAGCAAGAAGCAGCACAAAGUUUACUCAGUCUUUCGCAACGUAACAUGUCGAACAGCUUGCCGGGCUUGUUACCGUCUGGUAGACCCACAACGUAUCCAUAUAACCUAACUUUACCGACGACUUCCUCGGUGAGCAUCGCGUCUACCACUGCGACUACAUCGACCAUCAGCCAAAGCGUCACCGCACAAGAAACAACUCUGAUUCAAAAUGAAUUAUCGCAUCGUUACUAUUUCCCAUCGAAUCGAAGUACGACAGAAGAAACGAGAAUUAGCGUUAUUCAGUCGUCGAAGAAAGAUGAUUCUGACUUCGAGAUCGAAGAAAUCACUGAUGUCACGGAGUCACGUCAUCAGCUGUCGCAGCCCAUGGAUCUCACGACGAAGCAGACUACUCAGGUGCUGCCCUCGCCGGUCCCGCAAAGGGCUAGACCCGCGGACAUUCUGACACCCGUUUCGGAGCCGGUCCUAUUGCAGACGAUAGUCCAGACGAUGGAACGGCUGCCUAUACAGGGUAGAGAAUGGAAACCGGAUGCGGAGGGCCACAUGUUGCAGGCCUACCUCACGGAGAGACAUGUGAUGGACAGCAAAAUUAAACAACAGUAUCGCGUGGGAAAUAGCAAGGACAAUAAGCAGUUACAGGAAAAAGAUAUUUAUCCGCGUCAUCAAGACCAGAACAGGUCUAGGUAUAUAGAUUCUAACGGUAUUCCGACGGUAACGUAUACCGAUCCCAGCAAGAUGCAGCAUAUCGUUAUGGAGUCUAGAGUUAAACACAUGACGAAGCAUACCAGUGAUGACAUUAAGAUGGAAAUCAGAGAGAAGAUAUAUCAGAACAACAUGACGAUAGAGAGACGAACGUUCGAUUAUGAGGCUAUUCACAAGAAUAAAGAGCAGACUAAUCGUAUGGUUUCUGAUCGUGAAAAUUUUGAGCUUGGUCUAACUAACGGUCCCGCUAGCACAAGACCAAGUAUCGAGUAUGGUCUAUCCAUGACCAGGAACAAUAGUUCGAUCGAGAGACCGAACUGUUCUAUUGUACCUGUUCGCAGCACGUCCAGUAUUGAUUGCCAUUCACCGAAAUCUUUGAAUAUAGACGUCAAUAACCGACCGCCGUUGAUGCAACACAUGAACAACGACAUUGACAGAAGUUCCAUGUUCAACGCGAUGAAGAUGGUGAGUGAAAUAGAAAGACCUAGGGAAUGUCAUCCCGUCGGUCAGGAAAUGAGAUCUGUGAAUCACGAGAUGAGAACCGCGACUAAUGAUGUUCGAAUGCAGAAUCAUAGUCCGCGGAAUUUCGACCUAAGACCGCCCAGUAGAGAGAUCAGAACACCCGGUCAAGAGUACAGAGCGCAGAGUCAAGAGUUAAGGCUACCGAGUCAACAGGAGUACAAGAUACGCGGCCAAGAGAUGAGACCACCUAGCCGCGAGUACAAGCCGUCGUUCGCUCAUGACAUGCAAGUCAUUCAGGAGCUUAUGCCCUCGACAAACAUGGAAAUCCGGCAAACAAAUCUGGAUAAUAGACCGCCGAGCCGUGACAUGAGAGCUCUUGCGGAAUACAGAGCGCAUGCGCAAGAUCCACGUGCCAACUAUGAAAUGUUGCAGCCUAUACACGAGCCGCCCAAGUCUCAAAACAUAGAUGCGAGAAGCACGUCACCGCAGAAAGUACGAAUCCUCUAUUACGAUACGAAACACCCUGUGGACAUAGCUAAACAGAAUACAUUAGAUAGCAUGAAACACGCUGGAAAGAUAGUCGUCGGUGGGCCAGAUUUUCAAUCGCCGUCACCAAACACAGGAAAUGCGAAACCGCAAGCGGAAUUUUUACAACCGUCAAGUGGACCCGCGCCUAACUAUGUGAGUGUCACGGAGGAUGGCAGGAGUGUAUGUGGGAUUUGCAAUAAGGUGUUCAGUAAGCCUAGUCAGUUACGGUUGCAUCUCAACAUUCAUUAUUUUGAGCGGCCAUACAAAUGCGAAAAUUGUGCAGUUUCCUUCCGGACUAAAGGUCACUUGACGAAACACGAAAGAUCCGUUUCCCACCACAAUAAGGUCAGUAUGACUUCUACGUUUGGUGCGGCGACUACCAGCAAUCCCAGGCCUUUCAAGUGUACGGAUUGUAAGGUAGCGUUUAGAAUACAUGGACAUUUGGCCAAGCAUCUUCGCAGCAAGAUGCAUAUCAUGAAGUUAGAAUGCUUGGGCAAACUGCCGUUUGGAACGUAUGCGGAAAUGGAAAGGUCUGGCGUCAACUUGAAUGAUAUCGAUACUACGGACUGUGAUAAUAGUCUUAAUAGUCUGCAGAUAUUGGCUCAAAGAUUAGGCGAGAAGGAUCCGGCGAAGAUCGCGCAAUGGGACUCGGAAACUCUGCCCGGACCGGUCGUUAGCGGUAGCGAGACUUCGUCGGACGAGGGCGAGCCUAUACCGCAGCACGCACUUCACGCGCAAUACGUGAAAGCGACAACGGACGCGGACAUCCCCCGACCAUAUCACAUGUCGAUCAUUCCCGAGAAACCGAAAGCCAUUAACGACGUUCAUCUCCGCGGCCCUCAGUUCAAUCAACAGAGACGUGAUUACGCCGUUAAAGAGCAGCCGUUAAGAUCGAUUUCGGCGGGCAUUUCAACGGAAGAUCCACGAGCGGAGGACAGUUUACAAUCGUACAAGUGCCAAGUUUGCCCCGUAUCUAUGCGUACUGUAAAUGAGUUACAGGUACACUGUUUUGUUGAACAUAAUAUUGAGACGGAUUCUAGUACAAAUAUUCACGGAGAUAGGAGUGCGGGUAAAUGUAGCAGGGAAAAAGAGAAUACUCAAAAAAGAAUUAUGGAGGAAUCCGCAGUGAAGGAAGAUCACAAAAGACAAAGGAUAGAGGAUACAUAGUGCCAAAACAAUAUAGCGUGCUAAAGAAUUUUUCGAGUGGUGUUUGCCAUACUACUUAGAGAAAUCGCGGUUAUAAUAAUGUAUCAUAUGUGGAAUGCAUCACAAAGAUAUCCUAAUAAAAAAAGUCUAGAUCGUCCUAUAAAAAAAAAACUAUUUCGAUAGAUAAUACGAUUAAUGACGUUUAUGUUUGAAAAAACUUUUCUUGAAAAUUAACGUUGCAAAGAUUUAAACAAAGCGUUAUUAGAGAGCUGCGUGCAAAUACAAAUUUAUAAUUUUACGUUGCCGUUACGAAAUGUUUCGUAAAUUUCUGAGGACUUUACAAAAAAAUUAUCCAAGCGUAACAAAUGUGGACCUAAAGUAAUAUCGUGUGAAUACUAAUGUAACGAAAUACAUAUUAACAGCGGCGUUGAAUUACACGGUCUCGAUCAUAUUUCCUCUAUUAUGGCUCUCAAUUUUAAAAAGUGCCUGUUUAUAUUUUAAACAGACAUAAUUACUUGUAUAGUCCUCAAAAGAUUUUUUAAAUUCUUUCUCUCGAAACCCGCACGUAUAACGCGCAAAGUAAAAAAGAAAAAAAUUUAAUUCGAGUAUCUGAUAUGAUAAUAUUUAUAUACAAUAGUGUUUCUCGUAGUAAGCAUAAGGUGCAAUGGACUGGUAUGUGAUUCUAUAUUUAAAGCACAAAUAUGUUACUUUCGACAUGUUGAAGAGUAUUCUAAUAUUACAAAUUAAUAUACUUUAAAUUGGUAUAUGAAAUUACACACAUGCACACACAAGUGCGCGCGCACA